Molecule: messenger RNA, 1710 nt
Organism: Elephantulus edwardii (Cape elephant shrew)
Lineage: Eukaryota; Metazoa; Chordata; Mammalia; Macroscelidea; Macroscelididae
Gene: WSCD2
Product: WSC domain containing 2
Exons: 8
Coding region: 16-1710 (564 amino acids)
Source: RefSeq, a predicted model, not a curated record
CGGAAUGCGCCCACUAUGGCCAAGCUCUGGUUCAAAUUCCAGCGGUACUUCCGGCGGAAGCCCGUGCGCUUCUUCACCUUCCUGGCACUCUACUUGACGGCCGGAAGUGUCGUGUUCCUGCACUCGGGCUUUGGAGGGCAGCCAGCCGUUUCCCAGAGCCAGGCGGGCGCCGCCGCGGGGGCCCCAGCCGAGGACGCCGAGCUGCCCUUCCUGGGGGACUUGCACGUGGGCAGGGGCUUCCGGGAGCCGGGCGAGGCCUCGAGCAUCACCCGCAGGUACGGACCCUGGUUCAAGGGCAAGGACAGCAAUGAGCGCGCCAAGCUGGGCGACUAUGGUGGCGCCUGGAGCCGAGCCCUCAAGGGAAGGCUCGUCCGGGAGAAGGAAGAGGAGCGAGCCAAGUACAUCGGCUGCUAUCUGGAUGAUACCCAGAGUCGGGCCCUGCGAGGCGUGUCCUUUUUCGACUACAAAAAGAUGACCGUCUUCCGUUGCCAGGACAACUGUGCAGAACGGGGUUACCUCUAUGCCGGGCUGGAGUUUGGUGCCGAGUGCUACUGUGGUCACAAGAUCCAGGCGGCCAACGUGAGCGAGGCCGAGUGUGACAUGGAGUGCAAGGGCGAGCGGAGCAACGUGUGUGGGGGCGCCAACCGCCUGUCCAUCUACCGGCUGCAGCUGGCCCAGGAGUCGGCCCGCAGGUAUGGAAGCGCGGUAUUCCGAGGCUGCUUUCGUAGACCCGAUAACCUCUCUCUGGCCUUGCCUGUGACCGCUGCCAUGCUGAACAUGUCCGUGGACAAGUGUGUGGACUUCUGUACUGGGAAGGAGUACCCGCUGGCGGCCCUGGCGGGCACUGCCUGCCACUGUGGCUUCCCCACCACGCGAUUCCCCCUCCAUGAGCGGGAGGAUGAGCAGCUCUGUGCGCAGAAGUGCAGCGCCGAGGAGUUCGAGAGCUGCGGGACCCCCAGCUACUUCAUCGUCUAUCAGACGCAGGUGCAAGAUAACCGCUGCAUGGACAGAAGGUUCCUCCCGGCCAAGUCGAAGCAGCUCAUUGCGCUGGCCAGCUUCCCAGGGGCCGGCAACACCUGGGCCCGCCACCUCAUCGAGCUGGCCACCGGCUUCUACACUGGCAGCUACUACUUCGAUGGCUCCCUCUACAACAAAGGCUUUAAAGGUGAGCGGGACCACUGGCGCAGCGGGCGGACCAUCUGCAUCAAGACGCACGAGAGUGGCCAGAAGGAGAUCGAGGCCUUCGAUGCCGCCAUCCUGCUCAUCCGGAACCCCUACAAGGCCCUCAUGGCAGAGUUCAACCGCAAGUAUGGCGGCCACAUCGGCUUUGCUGCCCACGCCCACUGGAAGGGCAGAGAGUGGCCAGAGUUUGUGAAGAACUACGCCCCCUGGUGGGCCACCCACACGCUGGACUGGCUGAAGUUUGGCAAGAAGGUGCUGGUGGUGCACUUCGAGGACCUGAAGCAGGACCUCUUCGUCCAGCUGGGCCGCAUGGUCCACCUGCUGGGCGUGGCCGUCCACGAGGACAGGCUGCUGUGCGUGGAGAGCCAGAAGGACGGCAACUUCAAGCGCUCGGGACUGCGGAAGCUCGAGUACGACCCCUACACUGCGGACAUGCAGAAGACCAUCUCCGCCUACAUCAAGAUGGUGGACGCAGCCCUGAAAGGGAGGAACCUCACAGGCGUGCCCGACGCCUACUACCCCAGAUGA